UCGGGACCAAGAGAACAUUACGUGUGCUACGCGGCGGUGUCUGUAUAGUUCAUCAUAGUGUCUGUCAUGGAGACUCAGUCUUGUAGCGACAUAUUCGCCGAAACUACGUUCAAAGCUUUGGGCGCUUCACUCUCGAAGACCAAGUUGAAGAUAAUUGUUGUGCUGACCAUCAGCCUCGCCGCUUGGCUGGGGACGUCCACCGUGAACCAUGCGGCGACGUUUGGACGACUUAACUUCCUUUCAUCUUUUUCGGCGCAACGACCUGUGAUCAAAGCAUAUGCAAUCAACACCAGUACGUGCAGAAUACCAGACUUUGAUCCUUUCGACUCAUCGGUGAAGAGCUUCUACGAAAGGACGCAGUACUAUAAUUGCACAGGCACGACUUCCUUCAUUGAACAACGAAGGAACAUCCUCCUCGUUGACGUCGCCGUAUUACAGACAUUCUACAACACCAGUCGAAAGGAGGUCUCCUGCGUUUAUAGGAACUUCGUGAGGGAUGAAUCCCUGAACGACACAGACAACCUGGUCACGUAUAGCAACGCUAGCGUACUGAUGUUCGGCGUGCCCAUCGAAUUCGAACAGAUCAGGGUCGAUUGUAAACUCGGAGGAAACACGUCUUACACAGAUUACUUCUUAAUUCCGCUCGUGAAAACACAAGUCGAGAGGCGUUGCAGCGAACGAGAAUUACGAAAGGAAAACUUAGACAUUGAGCGCAUGAAUAUCGUCUUCAUGGGCGUGGACAGCGUGUCGCGACUGAACUUCAUACGCCAUUUGGCAUUGACCAGGGAAUACCUGUUCAGAAACUUCCAGCCAGUGGAGUUGUUCGGCUUUACAAAAGUGGGCGACAACUCCUUUCCAAACCAAUGUGCAAUGCUCUCGGGUACCAUCUUCUCUGACACAUCAGACGUCUGCAAGAAAGGUGUCUUCGACAACGAAAGCUGGGUGUGGAACGAUUACUCCAACCUCGGCUACAGGACGAUGCACUUCGAAGAGAAUCCACUAGGUGGAAUAUUCAACAUUUACUGCAACGGAUUUCGCAAGCAGCCAACGGACUACUACCUACGCCCUCUUAUGCUGGGUAUCGCCAGGGCAGAAAAUCCGCCUCAUGACUGGCCAUGCUACCGAACGCGAGUUGAAACGGAGAUGUACUUGGACUAUUAUACAUCAUUGCUAGCUCUAUUGGGGAACAGGCCAACGUUCGCUUACUUCUGGAUGACGGCUCUUCCACAUGACGGUUUCAACAAUCCAGGUUACAUUGACGUCCCGCUUCGUCGAGCCUUCGAGACCCUCACGAAGACUGGAGUCAUGAACCGGUCGCUGGUUAUCCUGCUCGCCGAUCAUGGUAUGCGUUUUGGCGAUGUUCGUCUCACCUUUAUGGGGCGGUAUGAAGACCGGUUGCCUUUCAGUCUCUUACUGUUUCCACCGGCUUUCCAGCAGAAGUACCCCAGUAUAAUGGCCAACCUUCGCGUAAACCAGCACAGGUUGACGACCGCUUUUGAUAUUCACGCCACCCUGGUGGAACUGACGCAGUUUCCGCGUUCUCUGUCGCGCAACGAAUUUGCCACGGAGCGUGGCUUGAGCCUGCUGCACGAAAUUCCUGAGAACAGAACAUGUGCGGACGCCUCUAUAGACCAGUAUUAUUGCUGCUGCGAUGAGUUUCAAGAAGAUGACGCGGCAGUGAAAUCGCGUCUGGCGAUAGCAAAAUUCAUCGUGUCCACGACCAACAAGUGGCUGUUCGAAAGUGCUCCUGGAAUGUGCAAGCGGCAUACGUUGAAAAGGGUCUUCAGCAUUCGAAAAGAUCAGUCCAGUGGAGGAAGGAACGCGACGUAUUACAGAGGUACGAUCGCGACGAAGCCCGCGAACGCGAUUCUUGAAGGUUCUGUGGCUGUAACGGACAAAGGAACCAUGACCUUAGAGAAGCUAGCACGGUUAAAUAAGUACGGCAACCAGUCGCACUGCUUGAAAGGAACAACUAUGGAGAAAUACUGUGUAUGCCGCGAUGUGUGAAUGUUGUGUGGUGGGAAAUAUUCUCUUCUCUGAAAAAAAUAAAUAAA
This is a messenger RNA of Ornithodoros turicata, 2054 nucleotides long. RefSeq lists its product as uncharacterized. The transcript has 2 exons. The record is from RefSeq and is a predicted model, not a curated record. NCBI's taxonomy places the organism in Eukaryota, Metazoa, Arthropoda, Arachnida, Ixodida, Argasidae. The coding region runs from base 67 to 2007 and encodes 646 amino acids.